AUGUUUAGAGCCAUGAGCACCAGGAAAGUCCACGGCGGCUACGAAAAGCUCGUGGAAGAUGAACCGAAGUUGAAGCGGGUCACGAGCGUUCCGGCUAGUGUUUAUGGUAAUUCAAGAAACCCGGUUCAAGAGGAGGUGAAGAAGACACCGACGGUGAAACCAACCGGUGGUUCUGUUCAUCCCUUGCUAAGUUUCUUCGACGUACGUUUUCAGAAGAAGAAGAAGAAAACCAAGAAGAGUUUGGCCACGGCGAAACCAGAGUUUGCGAGGUAUAUGGCGUAUGUUAAGGAAGGAGGUGUGUGGGAUCCUAAUUCUAACGCACCGGUGAUUCAUUAUAGAUAGAAUCAUGGAGGAAGAGGAAUAAAGACUUGUAUUUCUUUUAUAUAUAUUAUCUAUUGAAAAAAGAAGAAAAAUAGUUCUUGGUUCUAUUCAAAAGAUGGAUCAAAAGUUCAAAACUAUGAAUUUCUCAUGUUUUAUGAAUUGAUGUAUUAAAAAAGGUUUGUUUAGUACACUUUCAUUGAGUUACUGCCUACACGAAUAAUAUAAAUUCAAGGUUCAUGAGCU
Brassica napus (rape) is the source of this 564-nucleotide messenger RNA. RefSeq lists its product as uncharacterized. The coding region runs from base 1 to 342 and encodes 113 amino acids. The record is from RefSeq and is a predicted model, not a curated record. The transcript has a single exon. Lineage: Eukaryota; Viridiplantae; Streptophyta; Magnoliopsida; Brassicales; Brassicaceae.